ACCAGUCGAGCUCCGGCGGCGACGAUUCGCCAUCGAUCGCCGCUCGGUUGGUUUCUAGUGAACAAGCGAUCGCGGAUCGAAAAGGAGCUCGUAAAGGGAGGAAGAUUGCUCGUUGGUUCACUUCAUAUCUCAAUCCCAAGGAUUCCCAUAAAGCUUGUGAUAGAGUUCCUCCAAAUAAUGAGGUUAAGCGGAUCAGUGUCAGGAUGCUGGGUAAGAAAGAUCCUGAGAGAGUUAAACAUUCUUUGGACCAGAAUGAUCUGCUGAGACAGCAGUCACUGCCAGAAAGCAGCUUAGCUAGGAAGGCAUCAAUAACGCAAAAAAGUUAUUCACAUGAAUUGGGGCCUAUAGGCGGCAUUCGUGCUUCUAAUCUCCGACCCCGCAGUUACAGUGAUCUGAAGGAUCUUCUGCGAUCAUUGGAUUCCAGGUUUGAUGCUGUGAAGGAAGCUGUGAAUGCAGAACUUGCUGGAUUUGCAGGGGAUGUUAGAGAUGCACUUGAUAAGGGUUCAUUAUCAAAAGCACAGGAAACAGCUGAAGAUCUUCUCAGUCUCUCCCUGGAAUGCAUUGAGAUGACAUCUUCCUAUUUCCGGGAGAACUGUGAGAGUAUUGUCCAGAACCUUGCUGAGAGGAGGCAGCAUUGCCAGCCAGGACUGAUUAAGCAACUUUUAACACGGAUGCUUUUUAUAUUAACACGCUGUACCAGGCUGUUGCAGUUCGAGAAAGAUAGUGGAUCAAUGAAUGAGGACUCUCUUGUCAGAUUUAAGCAGUGUCUUGAAAGCGUUCCAGAUGUUGAUAUGAAAUGGUGUCGCAAGACUGUAAAAUCAGUCUAUAGUGCUGAUUCGACAGCACUGGAGAGUGUCCCCAGACAUCCAGUGAAAGAAGGCAGCAAGACUGUUAUCCAUUCCACAGAGAGCAUCUCAUGUUCUGCUGAUGGAAGUAUUGAUUCCCCCAGACUUAGGAGUGUUCUUCCUGACAGAGAUGGCAAUGCUAAGGUACACUCUGAAGAAAUUGAAAAUAAAGCUCCUAUAGCGGUGCUGUGCGAAUCUAGUUCAGACUUGCAUCGUGAACAGGAAGAAUCUUUUGAUGUGAUUGAUUCCGUUCUCUGCAGAAUAUGCGAGGAAAGUGUCCCGACUUUUCAUUUAGAAUCCCAUUCCUACAUAUGUGCUUAUGCUGACAAGUGUGAUUUGGAAGGUCUGAAUGUGGAUGAACGCCUAAUGAAUAUUGCUGAGGUUCUAGAACAAAUAGUUGAGUCCUAUAAUCAAAGUUUGCGUGUAUCAAGUAGCAGUCCUGAAAUUUCUAGAGUACAAAGUACUAAUUCUGUACAUGGGUCUGAAGGCCAUUCACCUAAAAUACAAGAUUUGCAUAACAAAGGUAUGGAAGGGAUGUUUGAAGAUCUUCAUGAGAUGGAUACGGCUUUCAUCGAUGAUGCUCAUACUGCAGCUUCGAAUAGUUUGAGGAGCAUUUUGGCUAUGAAGCUUGGGUCCAGUAAUCCGGCAUCUUCUAAUGGAAGCAUGACCCCAGUCUCCUCUGCAACUACCCCAAUGUCAGGCCACUUUGACUUGUAUUGGUUAGAGCAUAACAACCCUUCGGAACCCGAGGACAUUAACCAGAUGAAUGAGUUGGCUGAUGUAGCUCAUAGGGUUGCUUGUGCUGAUCUUUCAAAAGAUGGAGCCUCUGAGUACUUGGGAAUUUGUUGGCGUGAUUUACUUGACAUUCUGCAACAAAGCGAAAUCAAGGCUCUAGUGAUCGACACUUUUGGAAGCCGCAUAAAAAGUUUGCUGAAGGAGAAAUAUGAUCUUGCUGUUGAAUAUAUGAGUAAAACAUCUGACGAUAUGGUUCACCUAGAUGGAAUCAAAGGAAUGGCUGAUGAGAAUUCGUCACCAAGUACAAUAUCACCUCCUAGUUCCUCGCAUAAGGAGAGGACUAGUAUUGAUGAUUUUGAAAUCAUCAAACCAAUCAGCAGAGGAUCCUAUGGGAAAGUUUAUCUUGGAAGGAAACGGACAACAGGAGAUCUAUUUGCAAUAAAGGUUUUGAAGAAAUUGGGUAUGAUCCGGAAGAAUGAUAUCGAGCGCAUACUAGCUGAGCGUAACAUUUUGAUUACUGUUAGAAAUCCAUUUGUGGUUCGGUUUUUUUAUUCAUUUACCUGCAGAGACAAUCUUUAUUUGGUCAUGGAAUAUCUGAAUGGCGGUGAUCUAUAUUCCCUGCUUAGGAAAAUUGGUUGCUUGGAGGAAGCCGUUGCUCGUGUUUAUAUUGCUGAACUGGUUCUUGCUCUAGAAUAUCUUCACUCACUGGGAAUCACACAUCGUGAUCUGAAGCCAGAUAACAUACUGAUUGCUCAUGAUGGGCAUAUUAAGCUUACAGAUUUUGGGCUAUCGAAGAUUGGCCUUAUUGAUAGCGCCAUUAACCUGUCUGGAUCUGGAACGGCCGGUUCUAUCCUCGUGAAGGUCCAAAAUCAGCAUGGCUUAUCUGACCAAAGUAACCAGAGAGGAAAGCAGAGUCAAAGUUCAGCUGUUGGGACACCUGAUUAUUUGGCACCUGAGAUUCUACUUGGAACUGCACAUGGUUAUGCUGCAGACUGGUGGUCAGUCGGAAUUAUGUUAUUUGAGCUGAUAACAGGGGUCCCGCCUUUUAAUGCUAGGCUUCCUGAGAUGAUCUUUGACAACAUUUUGAACAGGAAGAUUCCUUGGCCACGUGUUCCUGAUGAUAUGUCAUAUGAGGCCAAAGACUUGAUUGACAGAUUUCUCAAUCAAGAUCAAGAUUUGCGGCUUGGAGCUAAUGGUGCAUCAGAGGUAAAAGAACAUCCAUUCUUCAAGGAAAUUGAUUGGGAAAACCUUGCCUUACAGAAGGCUGCCUUUAUCCCAUGCCCUGAUAGUGCAGAUGAUACAAGCUAUUUCAUGACACGACACUCGUCAAUUUCUUCACAAAUUGCUCUUGAUGAGAACUCUAGCGACUAUGCGUCUGAUGCAACCAAGUCUAGCUCUACUGCGACCGAGGCAAAUGCAGAUGAAUAUAGUGAACUAAAUGAUUUUGAUGCCCGCACUUCUCUUGACCUCUCCUCAAUUAAUUUCUCUUUCAAGUAUUCUGCUGCAGAACUUAUCACAGUUGGCAACCAAGAAUUAUGAUGUCCUCCUGCAAAGCGGAAAGAAUUCAAAGUGCUCAUCUCCAUCACAAGAUCCUCCACCGUAGAUACAAUGGGGAUUUUUUUUUUUUCCUUAUGCAUAAACUACAUGGGCCUAGCUGUACUUCUUCACAUGGCCAGCCCACAAUUGUACAUAAACCAUUUUUUAGUAGCAAAAACUGUAGGUUGUUCUGUAUAGUCCACAGCAGUUUAAGAGGCAGAAGUGAAGAAAAUGCAGAGAUAUUGUAAGCGGCAUGGAUUCAAAGUUGCAUGCUUUCUAGCCACAUUGUGGAUCAGAUAGGAAUGAUGCUUCUGGGUCAUGAUGCCACUACCAAUAUUUCAGGAAGAAUACAAUCCUAGACAGGAUGUUUCUUUGUCUUAAGGAAGAGGAAAGGAUCAGAAGGAAAUCUGAGAAAAGUGUAUUUGCAAAUACACUGCUAGAUUUUUUCGGCUUUGUUAAUAAUGAAAGAUGAGAGCUGCAGUUUAUUAGCUCCAUCUCUCUUUUGUUUUGCUUGUUUUUUUUUUUUUUACCUCCUUUUUGUCUAUUAUAUUUGCUGUUUGUACACUGUAUCUAAUAGGUUAAAAGAAAGGCGAUACACUGACUAUAGGUUGGAAGAAAGAAAGAAUGGCGUGAGAACUUUUGUUCA
Messenger RNA from Asparagus officinalis (garden asparagus), 3762 nucleotides. RefSeq names its product probable serine/threonine protein kinase IRE4. Gene Ontology annotation, molecular function: protein serine/threonine kinase activity; ATP binding. The record is from RefSeq and is a predicted model, not a curated record. NCBI's taxonomy places the organism in Eukaryota, Viridiplantae, Streptophyta, Magnoliopsida, Asparagales, Asparagaceae. The coding region runs from base 204 to 3119 and encodes 971 amino acids. Gene Ontology annotation, biological process: intracellular signal transduction; peptidyl-serine phosphorylation. The transcript has 18 exons.